AUGGCCGAAACACCUGUUGAUGCCUUGUUGAAAGGCAACACCGGCAGGAAUACGCGCGGCUUGCUGCGCAUCAUCAUUCUAGUUACUAUCGCCGCCGCUGCAGUGUCGAGUCGACUGUUCAGUGUGAUUCGUUUUGAGAGCAUUAUCCAUGAAUUCGAUCCUUGGUUUAACUUUCGCGCAACAAAAUAUUUGGUACAACAUGGCUUCGAAAGCUUCUGGGACUGGUUUGAUGACCGAACAUGGCACCCUCUGGGACGUGUCACUGGUGGCACGUUAUACCCAGGUCUCAUGGUGACCAGCGGCGUGAUUUACCACAUCCUCCGGUUCCUGACCAUUCCCGUCGACAUCCGCAACAUUUGUGUCUUGCUCGCACCGGCAUUUUCUGGUCUCACAGCAUUUGCAAUGUAUCUGCUGACUUGUGAGAUGUCCAUCUCGCCUUCCGCUGGUCUCCUUGCUGCUGCUUUCAUGGGCAUUACCCCGGGAUAUAUCUCUCGAUCGGUUGCGGGUAGCUAUGAUAACGAAGCCAUUGCAAUUUUCCUUCUUGUAUUCACCUUCUUCUUGUGGAUCAAGGCUGUCAAAAACGGUUCGAUCAUGUGGGGAGCGCUGACCGCUCUCUUCUACGGUUACAUGGUGUCGGCUUGGGGUGGUUAUGUCUUCAUCACCAAUCUGAUUCCCUUGCAUGUCUUUGUGCUUCUCUGUAUGGGAAGAUAUAGCUCCCGUCUGUACAUCAGCUACACCACCUGGUAUGCGCUGGGAACUUUGGCAAGCAUGCAGAUUCCAUUCGUCGGCUUCCUCCCCAUUCGGAACAGUGACCAUAUGUCAGCCUUGGGUGUAUUUGGUCUGAUCCAGCUCGUGGCAUUUGCUGACUUUGUCCGCGGCUUCAUACCCGGUAAACAAUUCCAAAGACUUCUUACUGCCAUGGUCAUCGUCGUAUUUGGCGUUGCCUUUGCCGGACUUGUUCUUUUGACCGUAUCCGGAGUAAUCGCCCCGUGGAGCGGUCGCUUUUACUCCCUUUGGGAUACUGGCUACGCCAAAAUCCAUAUCCCCAUCAUUGCGUCAGUGUCGGAGCACCAGCCGACCGCUUGGCCAGCUUUCUUCUUUGACUUGAACCUCCUCAUUUGGCUCUUCCCCGCCGGAGUCUACAUGUGUUUCCGCGAACUCAAAGAUGAGCACGUCUUCGUCAUUAUCUACGCAGUCUUGGCAAGCUACUUCGCCGGUGUCAUGGUUCGUCUCAUGCUUACACUGACCCCGAUUGUCUGCGUGGCGGCUGCGCUGGCGUUGUCGACCAUCAUUGAUACGUAUGUGUUUGCAUCUCGUGGGCCGAGCUCUCAAAGCAAGGCCCAAGACGAGGCGUCCACAGAAGGCCUUCGUUCCACAAGGAACCCGGUGGUUGGAGUUUCGUCUUAUAUCUCCAAGGCAGUUGUGACGUCCUCCGUCGUCAUUUAUCUGCUCCUGUUCGUUGCGCACUGCACUUGGGUCACAUCCAAUGCCUACUCUUCCCCUUCGGUUGUUCUGGCUAGUCGGAUGCCGGACGGUAGCCAAUUCAUCAUCGACGACUACCGUGAAGCCUACUACUGGCUUCGCCAGAACACCCCCGAUAACGCCAAGAUCAUGUCCUGGUGGGAUUAUGGAUACCAGAUUGGUGGUAUGGCGGAUCGCCCCACUCUUGUCGACAACAACACCUGGAAUAACACCCACAUCGCCACGGUUGGAAAGGCGAUGAGCUCUCGCGAGGAGGUCAGCUAUCCUAUCCUCCGCCAGCAUGAUGUUGAUUAUGUGUUGGUAGUGUUCGGCGGAUUGUUGGGUUACUCUGGUGAUGACAUCAAUAAGUUCCUCUGGAUGGUUAGAAUUGCCGAAGGCAUCUGGCCCGAUGAGGUUAAGGAGCGGGACUAUUUCACCGCACGGGGUGAAUACCGUGUGGAUGAUGAGGCUACUCCCACGAUGCGCAACAGCUUGAUGUACAAAAUGUCCUACUACAACUAUAACGCCCUCUUCCAGCAGGGUCAGGCCAUGGACCGCGUCCGAGGCUCCCGACUGCCCGCUGAAGGGCCACAACUUUCCACCCUCGAGGAAGCGUUUACCAGUGAGAACUGGAUCAUCCGUAUCUACAAGGUCAAGGACCUCGACAACUUGGGCCGCGACCAUAACAGCGCCACAGCCUUCGAGCGGGGCCACAAGCGGAAGCGCGCUACCAAGAGGAAAGGACCCCGUGUUCUGCGAACCGAGUGA
This is a messenger RNA of Aspergillus pseudonomiae, 2229 nucleotides long. Its product is annotated as dolichyl-diphosphooligosaccharide--protein glycosyltransferase subunit STT3. The coding region runs from base 1 to 2229 and encodes 742 amino acids. NCBI's taxonomy places the organism in Eukaryota, Fungi, Ascomycota, Eurotiomycetes, Eurotiales, Aspergillaceae. Gene Ontology annotation, molecular function: dolichyl-diphosphooligosaccharide-protein glycotransferase activity. The record is from RefSeq and is a predicted model, not a curated record. The transcript has 6 exons. Gene Ontology annotation, biological process: post-translational protein modification. Gene Ontology annotation, cellular component: membrane.